AUGGAGAUGAUGAUGAUGAUGAAAAUGGACAAAAUCUCAGAGCUCUGCGGAGCCUACAACGGCGUCUCAGACCUUCCCCCAUCUGAUCACACUUUCUCUACCAUCACCACCACAACAACAAGUCCCAAUAGCAUCACUUCUAACACCUCCAUGCCCCAUUACACCGAUCAACAAAACCCACAAAACAUCCCCUCACCAAAUUCCCAGUCCUUUCUAAACCUCCCAACGAUCCCAUCAACCAUCUCCUUCUCCAACUCCACAAACCUAACUGACCAAACAUCCAAUUCCUCAAAUGGGUUCCUACAAUCUUCCCAAAAACGCACCUCCAUGGCAGCCAUGAGAGAAAUGAUAUUCAGAAUUGCAGCCAUGCAGCCAAUCCACAUCGACCCAGAAUCCGUGAAGCCACCAAAGAGAAGAAACGUCAAGAUUUCUAAGGACCCUCAGAGCGUGGCGGCUCGCCACAGGAGGGAGAGGAUCAGCGAGAGGAUCAGAAUUCUGCAGAGACUUGUGCCUGGCGGGACGAAAAUGGACACGGCCUCCAUGUUAGACGAGGCCAUUCACUAUGUCAAAUUCUUGAAGUCUCAGGUUCAAACGCUGGAGAGAGCUGCGGCUGAUAGGCCUACUGGGAUUGGGUUCCCUGUGGCCAUGUCUAGCGGGAGCUAUGGCCUCCAUUCAGUGGCUAAAGCUUACCAGGCUUCUUGCCAUGAGAAUGUGCAGCAUUUUGGAGAUGUUUGA
This is a messenger RNA of Prunus armeniaca (apricot), 735 nucleotides long. NCBI's taxonomy places the organism in Eukaryota, Viridiplantae, Streptophyta, Magnoliopsida, Rosales, Rosaceae. The record is from the annotation of a GenBank genome assembly.